Messenger RNA from Pangasianodon hypophthalmus (striped catfish), 5773 nucleotides. It is a transcript of the gene dnajc16, whose product is annotated as DnaJ (Hsp40) homolog, subfamily C, member 16. NCBI's taxonomy places the organism in Eukaryota, Metazoa, Chordata, Actinopteri, Siluriformes, Pangasiidae. The coding region runs from base 754 to 3117 and encodes 787 amino acids. The transcript is spliced from 16 exons. The record is from RefSeq and is a predicted model, not a curated record.
UAUAAUUUAUAUUAAUCUACACUAAACACUUUAUGGUUUAUUUUUUACAAUAAUUUUAGCGCCCUUUCCUAUUCUGCUUUUUGUAUAGACGAAUUAAUUGUAUGCUUUUAUUUUGACAACCUGACAAAGUUGCUACAGUCGCCGCACCGCACCGUCAGUGUGCGUACUAACGUCCUAAAUAGUGUGGUAAAUUAGUACGCCACCUGCAGUGACCAUGGUAACCUAUGGUGGCGUCGCGCGCUAUUUUGUCAUACUACUUAGUAGAGUAGUACGCAGCGCGCGCUCCAGACAGCAUCCGAGGCAGCCGGGAGGCAGCGGGAUGAGCAGCAAAGAUGUGAACAGAUGUUGAACAUUUGAGCAACAAAAUGCGAUUUUUGCGGUCCGAGCGGAUUUGACAGGCUUCUUAAAACACAGGGCUGAACCCGAAUUUCUUCCUGGUGCGUUUUUUAAAAAGAAAAAUCGACGUAGUUUAACAGUGUAGUACGUGUGUCUGGGAUAACGCUAAAACCGGUAAAACUAGCCGAUUAGCCUGCUUGCUAACGCUGUUAUAAUAACUAGCUAAAUUAAGCUGAUGUUAUUCAUUCAUUGGCGUUUUUUUUCUGUUAACGAACAAGGUCACAGAUUUGGGACGAUGUCAGUGCUGUUAGACUGACUCUGUUAAAUGACCAACUGCUGACCAAGCGAGCAUGUCACGGUGGACGAAACCCAAAUAACCACGUACUCCCUCUAUAGGUGCACUACAGGGCUGAAGUCAUGGCUAAAACCACGAUGCUGUGCCUGAAUCUUCACUCCAUGCUGAUCCUCUGCGUCCUCUUGGCUGGAGCUCAGGGAGACGGUGCAGAAUUUGACCCCUACAAGAUCCUGGGGGUCACUAAGAGUGCAAGUCAGGCCGAAAUCAAGAAGGUGUAUAAACGCCUUGCUAAAGAAUGGCAUCCAGACAAAAACAGGAGCCCAGAAGCAGAAGACAUGUUCAUUAAGAUCACCAAGUCCUAUGAGAUCCUAUCCAAUGAAGAAAAAAGAGCCAAUUACGAUCGCUACAAGCAGACCAACUCCCAGCCUUACGGGCCUCAAGGCUUCCGUCACUUCCACGACAACUUCUACUUCGACGAGUCCUUCUUCAACUUCCCCUUUAAUAGCAAGGGCAGCCGUGAUGCCACUGACAGCAAGUACACGCUGCACUACAAACAGUAUGUCAACGAAGUCGUAUCUGACAGCUUCAAAAGACCGUAUCUGAUCAAGAUCACCUCAGACUGGUGCUUCAGCUGCGUCCACAUGGAUCCCGUAUGGAGGGAGGCCGUGCAGGAGCUCGAGCCUCUCGGUGUAGGAAUAGGUGUGGUUGAUGUCGGCUAUGAGAGACGCUUGGCGAAUCAUCUGGGCGCUCACCGCACUCCAUCCAUACUCGGCGUCAUCAACGGAAAAGUGACUUUCUUUAACUACGCUCUGGCCAAAGAGCACCUCAUGCAGUUUGUGGAGGACCUGCUCCCUCAGAGACUGGUCGAGAAGGUCACUGACCGGAAUGACCGUGACUUUCUGAAGAGCUGGUAUGAUGUUAACAAGCCCCACGUUCUGCUUUUUGACCAAGUGCCUGCGGUUCCUCUGCUGUAUAAGCUGACUGCGUUUGCCUAUAAGGACUAUGUGCAGUUUGGCUACGUGGACCAGGGUCUGUCUGAGACGGCCAAUCUGCUCAAGCAGUACAACAUCAACACGUACGCUCCAACCAUGCUCGUCUUCAAGGAGAACACAGAUAAACCGGCCGACAUUAUACAGGCUAAAGGGAUGAAAAAACAAAUAAUCGAUGAAUUCAUCUCCAACAACAAAUUUCUUCUUGCUCCUCGUCUGGUAAACCAGAAGGUCUUUGAUGAGCUUUGCCCCGUCAAGCAGUUCCAUCGGCGCAGAAAAUACUGUGUUCUGCUUAUCACUGGUGAGGAGGAAGUCUUUGUCUCAGGAAACAAAGCUUUCUUGUCUCUGGCCUCUUCGAACACCGAGGAGGUUCUCCGCUUUGCUUAUGUGUACCAACGCCAGCAGCAGCCUCUGUGUUCUGUGCUGCUGAAGAACAGAGACACUCCACCACAGGUGGUGAUCCUGGAGCGGCGUAACGGGGCCGGUAAGGUGGUCUACAAGCCCAUCCAGGGCGGCUGGAACGGCAGCGAGGAGGACAAACACAGGCUGCUGGAGGAGCUGGAGCGGCUGCGGAAAGACCCCUCCAUCCUUACCCAUGAUGCCAUGCUGCCUGAGCUCAAUAACGAGUUCGCUUCAAUGUUUUUAAUCAGAUGGAUUUAUGCAGCUUAUGACUACUUGUCUGAAAUUAUUGAUGAUGUUCUCCACAAUAAUUGGCGUGAAAUGAUGCCUCUGCUGUCUCUGAUAUUCUCUGCGCUGUUCAUCCUGUUUGGCACGGUGAUUAUUCAGGCUUUCAGUGACUCUGGUGAGGAGAAACAGACAAAACCAAAGGCAAAAGAAGCAGCAAAGGCCCAGAAUGGAUCACCAAGCACUGCCAACACUUCCAGCCGUCCACCGAAGAAGAACUUCGUGGAGGUGACUGAGUUAACGGACAUCACUUACACCAGUAAUCUGGUAAAGCUGAGACCAGGCCAUAUCAACGUGGUGCUGGUGCUUACAGACGCAACCAAAAACAUUCUGCUCAGCAAGUUCGCCAAGGAGGUUUACUCCUUCACCGGGAGCCAGACGCUACAUUUCUCCUUCCUGAACGUGGACAAGCACAACGAGUGGAUGUCCACGCUGCUGGAAUACGCCCAGGACGCCAUGCAGCUGGAGGCGGACGAGGAGGAGGAGGCCAGCAACCGCAAGACAGACUACACGGGCUACGUGCUGGCUCUCAACGGUCAUAAGAAGUACCUGUGUCUGUUCAAGCCAGUGUACACGGGCGAGGACGCUAACAGCAGGCCGGAGGAGGAGGCGGGGAGCUCCAGAUCCAGAUCAAGCUCCAGAGACGAGCACCAGCACAGGAAAGGAGGCGCACGCUCGCGCUCCACCACUCUCCACAUCCACCACAAACUGGACCGCCUGGGCCUGUGGAUGGAGCGGCUGAUGGAGGGCACGCUACCUCGCUACUACAUCCCGGCCUGGCCUGGCCUGGACAAGAUCACGGUCAAUAAGUAGAGCUGGGAAUCCUAGCAUGCUGUUGAACAGAGACAGUGUUGGUUCUUUGGGAAGAGUUUCUCAUCGCUCCCAUUGCAGUGUGUCUCCGGGUGGCGCUGUAGGCGGACUUUGUGACCUCAGAGCUCAGACUUUGAUCUUACACAGAUGCUGUAAAUGACCCGAGUCUAAUAGUAGCUCCAUUUAACUAUGAUGCUGCGCCAUAACUACUGAAUGCUGCUCCAGUCGUUACUUUAAAGGUACAAUAAAUAGGGAUGUCCAUCAAUAGAUGGCCUAAAAUGACAGAAUACCAGGAAAAAUCCACCCUCAAUGAUAUGCAUGUUAAUCUUUAAUUAUAACGUAAUAUUCAGUGACGUCUAAGACGUCUGAGUUAAAAUUCUUUCAUCAGUGUUAACGAUUUCCUACUUUACCCACAAUGCCACUCGACUUGCUGCUGAUAGUGGCGCAGUGGGAUUUAUCCCUUGCUUCAUCUCUACUUACAGAGAGGAAUGCAGCGGCGCUUUAGUAUUUUAGUCCGUCAGGCUCUCUCGCCUCGUCAUCUGUACACUCUGCUCAAACAGAUCAGCUUCCAAAGCUUCAGUGUUCCUGGUAAUACUGUCAUAAACACCUUCUCAGUCUACACUCACACAUCGCUGGAAAGUGCUGAUUGGCACUUGAUUGCUUUUCUUGUUUUUAGUAGCUAACGGCGUUAAGCGUUAUCCCUUAUGUCUGAGAUCGGUCAAAGUUUAGUCUCCAAUUAAACACCAUUGUAACUGCGCUAGCAAUAACAGUGUCCUCCUGUGAUGUCAGCGUGGCACCAGAAUCACUAAAGACAUCACAAAUAUUUCAAUAUAAACAUAUUUAAUGUGUUUCAGGGUGGAGAUUUCCUUAAGACAUGGUGAUAUGGAGUGAAAGCUUACUGUAGUCGGAAAAUGCCUUAUAUAUAAUAAUCUUGCUCACCUUUAACAGCUAAUGAGGUGAAAUCGAGGAUUUCAGUUGAUAUAAGUCUUAACCUGAUUCCCUGCCAGGCACACUACAGUCACUUUCUCCUGUUACAAGUAGUAUGAAUUUAAAAAAAAAAACUGUAAUAAUGGGAAGCUUUCCUUUUACAAUUUUAAUUUAAACACCUAAACAGCAAAAUAUUUAAUAAUAAUUGUUAGUAUUUUUAAGAAUUAUAUCAGUAUUAAGCAUAAGUGUACAUAUAUACAUUCUGUCCUGAACAGAAGGAUAUGGAAGACAUUGUCUUGCCUGUGCAAUAAGACUACUUUGCCUUGAACCUGUUUCUUUAAAAAAAAAAAAAAAAGAAAUGAAAUAUCUGUAUAAUGAAGUGCUACACAGUGAUCCCUGCUGUAGUUUGCGUUCCUGACUGCCUCGGGCAUUUCAGCAUGGAAUCAGAUGUAGUCCAUCCAGUAAUAUUAACCAGUCCUGUGUGUUCCUGUGUCUACAGUUUUCUAAAUGAAAAUGAGAAUUUUUCUAAAAUUAACAUGACUAAAUUCUGUAAGGAGAAUUAAUUUGAGUGAAAUUAACUAUAGCACCUUUCUUCCUUUUUUUUUUCAAUAAAAUGAGCUGAAACUUAAAAAAAAAAAACUGAGGUAAGAUAGAACUCUUAACAGGCAUGUGUUAUUGCAUCAUAAAAUAUAAGAGCCAAUCAGGUUCCAGUAUGCAAAUUACAGUAGGAUUCCUCAAUAGUAUUCUAUAUUUUCCUUUUGGGCAUAACGUGCUAUACCAAUUACACGACAUGAAUCAUUUUCAUAAUAGGCGAGUAGAGAAGAUACCAAAAUCGCAAGUGUGUACGGGAAAUUCCCAAUGCUAGCUAGCUAACAAAGAAGCUAGGUGGCUUUUUGUUUGUUUGUUUCAUAUUCAUAACCUGUAUUUCUUAAUUAGGGAAAUUUGUAUCUGCUUCUGUGCCUUUUUCUGUUGUCUGACAUUUUUGUGGACCGAGUUUUGGAUGAUUUUUUUUUUUACAGCAUGAAAAUCCAAAUCCAGUCUUCCAUCCCAGAAAAGUUUUUAGGCCAGGGCUUAAACAGGUUUCCAGAUGAUGCAUUAUUAUCUUACCAGCGUGCUGUUCAGUGAUCAUUAAUGCAUACACUGUUAAUAUUUAUAUAUUAUCGUAUCUGUGUUGCUGUGAUGUAAAUAAGGCCAUUUCUGUCCAGUGUUUUUAAUGAAUGUUUCAUUCAGUGUCACAUUUUGGUGAUAAGCUUAGAGUAAAUUUCAUAAUUUAUGUAUAGUCCAUGUGUAUCUCUGCCUGAUAGAGUUAUAGAAUAGAUUAAAAAAAAUUGUGGCCUGUUUUAUUUAUUGCAAAAAAAAAAAAAAAAAAAAAAAAAGAUUUCUGAAAUGUAGAGCUAUCAGAAAAUAAAUUAUUUAAUUUUAUUUCCAUAACUUUGAUAUGUGCCAAAGUAUCUUUUUUUUUUUUUUUUUUUUUUUUAAAGAACAUACAGUGAAUAAGUAUAUUUAGAAGUUUUGCUGAAUUUUGGUCAUCCUUAUUAGCUUGUGUUAUUAAAAAAGUAACACCACUCCUAAAAAGGGACAGAAAAAAAGGAAGAGGAAAAAAAUUAGUGGAAAAGCAAGAAAUUGAGAGAAAGGAAUAUUAUGAUUAACAAAUUAUUUGUUAAACACUACAAAUAAAAAGAAUCAGUGAUGAAACUGUUUUAUAAGCUGGAAAAUAAAACAUACUGUAGGA